Aspergillus ochraceoroseus IBT 24754 is the source of this 1182-nucleotide messenger RNA. RefSeq names its product WSC domain-containing protein. The record is from RefSeq and is a predicted model, not a curated record. The transcript is spliced from 2 exons. Bases 94 to 714 code for a protein of 206 amino acids. NCBI's taxonomy places the organism in Eukaryota, Fungi, Ascomycota, Eurotiomycetes, Eurotiales, Aspergillaceae.
AAGCGCCGCUACCGUCCUAAAUGCUACGCUUGUUUAUCAUUCGGUUUUUGCAUUUCGAUUCUUUCGCGCAUAAAAAGCCCUUAAUCUUCCAAAAUGAAGUUUCAAUCGCUCGUUUCACUCUUCGCAGCAGCUAUUCUCUCCCUUUCGCUCCCAGUUUCUGCUAGCUCUCAAAUAACAACCUAUCUUGGCUGCUACACGGACCUUAAUGGCAUGAAAGACCAAGGAUCAUUCCAAUUCCAGUCCGUGUCCUAUUGUACAGACCUCUGCGCGAAAACAGACGUAGCUUUUGCUGCACUUCGUGGAGACUCUUGUUUGUGUGGUGAUUCUGCACCGGCAGAAACGGACAUUGUUUCGGAUGAUAACUGCAAUUACCCUUGCGCAGGAUGGCCUAAAGUGAUGUGUGGCGGUAAUGCUAGGUGGUCUGUGUAUGCAAUUGGUGAUUACGAAAAGCCGGAGUCCAGCUCAUCGGCCAUCGCCUCGACUACUUCCAGUUCAACUUCUACAAGAUUCACAGACCCCUCGACUACCACUUCUUCAACCGAUUCUCACGUUAUUACUUCCGUUACGUCAACAUCCGAAACCUCGACAACAGUAUCGUCAACUUCCGCGCAACAUUCGUCAGAAAACACCUCAAGCAGCUCUGCCUCGAUCAGUAUUACUCCGGCUCCUUCCGCGUCGAAGGCUAACCGCCGAUCCAGCUUCCUGUUCUUCUAAGCCAGUCAUAAUCUUGCCAAGCCUAUAGAGAUGGUGAUGCUAUGCACUCCUCCGCUCGUUACGUUCAAGUGAGUAAGGCAGUGGAGUUCAUGAAGAGAAUUGCUAUCUAUAUAGACCUGUAUAUCAUAGAGUAGGUUGAGCAUUGAGAGAGGAGAACGGAGAAAGAACUAUACGUUGCCGUUCGCUUCAUAUUCGUUGUCUUGUUAUAAUACACAUACCCCCAAUUUCAGAGUCUAUAGAACACAAAUAAAAUCUAUACAAGAGGAAUGCCGGGCAGCUGGCUCUUUUCUGACACAACGGGUUUGGAGUCAAGCUUUACUGGCGCGGAUUCCUUCAAAACAUGACCGGCGCCACUCAUCGAUAGUCGAGCCUCGCACACACCUGAGUAUAAAGAGUAUCGAAGGGCUCCUUGAUAUGUAACGAAGGGCAUCGUCUUGUGGACGCCGGGCUUGAAAACAUAAGAAUCCU